CUUGUCAGUGGUUAAUAGAUAACUCUAAUUCAAAUAUUACUUAUGGAAAUGGUUAACUCUAUACAUGGUACUUUUAAUAUUCAGCAAUAUAUAAUGAUAAAAAAGAAAGAAACUAAAGAUUCAACUGCUUCUCCUCCUUCAACUAAAGAAGUCUUAGGAGUACAUUUACACCAUAAAGUCUCUCAAGCAGUAGAGGAAUACUUCAGAAAUAGCAAGGUGAGCAAAUAUUAUACACUGUUACUCUUACUCUCUUUAAUAAUUUGUAUAUGCCCUGGUAAGAAAAAUAAAAAUCUUCAAAAAGUUCAUAAAUUUAUUUGGGGUAAUUUUUGUAAACUUAAUUUCUGUUUUAGUUUAGUAAAUUAAUUCAUCGCAUAAUGAAAUAUUAACCAUCCAUAUAAAAAAAAAAAUCCUGUUCAAGUUGGUGUAGCAUAUAUAUUAGGGAUGAAUUUCUUUCUUCACACAGAAUUUGAUGACUGAUGGUUGCAGUCCCGCUGAUAAAGUAACUGGUAUGUUGCUGGAAAGAUCUGAUAAUGAUAUACUGAAGAUGUUACAGGAUAGCAGAUUUUUGAUGGACAACAUUGAAAUGGCCUUGACCUUCCUGUACAAAGAAAGUCUUUUAUCAUCAGAUAGUUCAGAAUCAGGGUAUAUGAUCAUUCAUAGUUUCUUUAAAACAUAUUUGUCUAUUCUUGAUAUUUAAAUAUUAGCUAAGACUUUAUAAAUAGCUACAAACAAAUAAACAAACGGAUUCAAAAUAAGGGUAUAGACAGAAUGGUUUUUGUUCAGCUUUAUGGAACAUUCUGUUCAUUUAUUUAAAUGUUAUAGCUAAUUGAUGGCUACAAAAUACGUUCAGCAAUCUCACACUUCCAAGAUAAUUAUUUAUUAUUAUAUGUUUACCUCACCCCCUCACCCAAAAAUAAAUAAUAAUAGUAAUAAUUUUGAAUGGGGAAAAUCCAGUUUGCCAACAAAUAAAUAGUGGGUGAUUAAAUUUUAAGAUAAAAGCAUUUGAAUCUCAGGUUUUAAAAAAGUAGAAAUUGUGGUAUUUUUUGCAGUGAACAUAAUUUAUUACUUUCCAUAUAUUUAAUAAAAUGUUUUUAAUAAUAGUAAUAAUAAUAAAGUUCAUUUCAAAAACACGCUUCAUCCCCAAAGGCUCGAAGCGCGGUACAAAGUCAACAAAAAACAAAUCUAUAGUUUACCACAUUUAAAACAAACGCAACACGACAAAAACUAAGUACAAGCAUACAAUGGCAAAGUCUUUCUAGCCAUUUCAACCAUAAGCAACACAGCCAUUAUGCAUUAACUGGAAAAUAAUGUUGACAAUCAUCCCAGAAGGUGUUUGCGAAAUAGAUGUGUCUUUAAAUCGGUUUUAAAGGACUCCAGUGUCUGGUUGUUUCUGAGAUCGACAGGAAGGGCAUUCCAAAUUGUUGGACCAGCAAAUGCGAAAGUGCGCUUUCCGUAAGUCUCAAGGCAAACACGUGGUGUCGAGAGUUUGCCACUAUCGGAUGAGCGGAGCUCUCUAGUGGGUACAUAAGGCGUCAGCAGCUCUUUCAGAUAGGACGGCGCCAGGUCAUGUAAGCAGCGGUAGCACAAAGUUGCGAUUUUGUACUCCAUGCGAGCACGCACUGGCAGCCAGUGCAGCUCUCUCAGAAGUGUUUUUGCAUGGUCAAACUUGCGUUUGCGGAGAACAAUGCGAGCCGCAUUAUUCUGUGCUAUUUGAAUUUUAUCCAGGAGCGUAGCUGGAAGACCCACCAUAAGAGCAUUGCAAUAGUCCAUGCGUGAUAGCACAAAUGCAGACAUCAGCCUCUUUGUUGCAUCAAUUGUUAGGAAGGGCCUGAUGUGACUAAUCCUGCGCAGCUCUAGAAAAAUCGCCUUGCAUAGCAUGUUAAUAUGACUUUCAAAAGUUAGUCUUCCAUCUAGGUAGACACCCAGGUACCGCACUGUUUGAGCUAACUCAAUACGCACACCUGAGAGAGUAAUGGAUGUAGUGUUAUUUGCAGAUUUUUGCUUCUGAGCGGUCGCGAUGGGGAGCAGCUCAGUCUUAUCAUCAUUUAAUUUGAGCUUGUUUAUCGUCAUCCAGUGCUUAACCGACUCCAUUUUGUCUUGCAGAGGUAAAUUGUCAUAUGAAGAGAUUGGUGAGAUUUUGUUUGUAAAGGUUCAAAAGCUUGAAAAAGAUUUGGCCCCUCAGAUAACUGGUAAAUAAUUUUGCCUUGAAAUUUUAAAACAUUUACAACCAUUAUUUUAAAACAAGAUUUUGAUGUUAAAGAUAUCCCUUCAAAUUUGUGAGUGAUACACUGUGCUACAUAUGUUUCUUAAAACAGCAAGAUUUAUUUUUGGGGAAAGUGAGUGGAGUGUGGGGAGAGAAACAAGAUUUCACGGGGUUGUUGUUUUUUUUUACACUUAAGUUUACACAUUCUAAAAAUUAUUCAUUUAAAAGAUUAUUUUAAAUACCCACACUGUUUUGUUUUUAUAAUUUUUAAAUUCAUUUUUUUUGCCAUGCAAACUUAAAUGCAAGGAACCAUAAAGCUCUUUAUUCUGAAUAUUCUUGCCAGUCAAAUGCAACAAAAAUACUACAUGUUUAUUUGAAAGUUUUUAAAAACGUUUCCAUAAAAAUAUUGCAUAGUUUAAUAAUUAUUGUAUUUAUUUAGUUGCUUUAUUGAAUUUGGUUUGCUUUACAGUUGAGAUGGGUCAGCGUCACAGAAUAGUUUUAUCUUAUCAAUUUGUGCUUCAAAGCUAACAUUUCAUUAAAAAAAAUUUUUUUUUAAAAUAUCACUUAAUAAAUAUCUCAUUUUUAAUGUCAGGAAUGCUUUUAGAGCUAGACAUCAGAACUCUGCUGCAGCUACUUAGCGCAGACAGCCUACUGUUUAGUGCUGUUAACAAAGCAAAGACAACACUGGCAUCCACUCAGCCAACAACCUAUUCAGGAUCACUUGGUUUCCUUAUGAAGAUGCCUUUUUUUUCAUUACUGCCUUUAAACAAUUAUGUGUGGACAAGGAGGGAUAACAUCAUGAGCCAAAAUGAAAUUGAACGAGAACGGAUCGGCAUUCAUGUAUUCAGUGAGGUUCUCAAACUAUAUCAGGACACAGACUGCGCCUCAAAAAUUACAGGUUUGUAAAGAAUGCAAUUCCUUUCCUCAUAGCUUGUGUUACAGAAACUUCUACACUAUAUUAUAUGAACAAGAAUUUUUAAAUAUUAUUUUUGAAAAUUGGGGGAAAAAAAAAUGCCUCCUAGCCAAUCUGCCAAUCUCACUCUGAAAUGUUAAUUUUUAAACUUAUUUUAUUUGUUUCUCUCUAGGCAUGAUCCUUGAAAUGGACCAAUCUGCUCUUCAAGAAAUACUUACAAACAGUCAGAGUAUGGAGGCUGCCAUCUUGAAAGCCUAUUCUACUCUGAAAGUAGUGAAAGCCUCCUCCUCAUAAUCAAUAAGGAAAACAGUAUUGUAGCUCAUGGUGUGUUAUUAUUGUUUUUCCACACUCAAUGUUUCUGUUUAAAUAUUCACAAGUUGUAUUGAUUUUUAUAGAGUAACCUUGUGAAAUCCAGGGUGUUUUUAAUGUUAUAUAUGAAAAUUUAUUUUUCACAUCAUUUUUUUUUAAAAUUGAGUUUCAAAUAUAAUAUUUCUUUAAUGCAGCGGUUCUCAACCUGGGGGUCGCGAUCGCUUUGGGGGUCGCACAAUCCUUACACAAUUGUCGCCUAAGACCUUCAGAAAACACAUAUUUAUGAAGUAGCGACGAAAAUAAUUUUAUGGUUGGGGCUCACCAGCAACAUGAGGAGCUGUAUUAAAGGAUCGCAGCAUUAGGAAGGUUGAGAACCACUGCUUUGAUGCAAUAUUUUUUAUGACAUGAAAUAUGACUAUUUGUUAAUAAAUCAUUCCACUAGUUUGUAGCUUUAAUUUCUUAAGAACCACAUUAUUCAAUUUCAAUGUAAUGUAUUUGAAAUUAUUUAUGCCGUACAUUUUAAUAAUAUAAUAACAAGAAGAAAUUAAGUUCUGAUGAGUUUUUCAAAUUACAAGGGCAAAAUAGUUCAAUGUUAUCUAAAGAAACUUUAUAAAACGAACAAUUUUUAUUUAGGCUUAAAGACUGCAAAGUUGUUUAGAAUCAAUAGAAAGGUAUAAUAGGAAGUUGCUUGCCAUUUGAGAUACCAAGUUUCAUGCAGCCACGAGUUAGCUUUACUUGUUUCGUUUUAAUUUUGAAAGAUUUACAUGAAAAUAACUGUUUUGACACACGUGAGUUUGUAUGCAAUGUGUAUUUGCAUUUCAUGCUGACUACGGUACCAACAGCUGUAUCUUAUGAAUGUGUGUUCUAUUUGAAUGAACACAACUGCCGUUAGCGAUAUUUGUUCUUAAGGGAAUAAUAUGCAAAAUGGCGUAUAGUUUUAUAGAGAUGUGGGUUAGGGAAUGGCACGCAAGGUGGACACAAUACAGCUCGGGUCGAAUCUGGGUAAAAAAAGCUCACAAUGUUGACACUUUUCUUCAAAUAUUUGUUUUUUUUCACCCAAUGUUUUUUAUUAUGUUAUCAAUUUUAUUGGUUAUUGCUUUGAUUUUUUGACCAAGUUGUGAUUUGGGUUGCGUUUCAUGAGAAUAGUUACUCCUGUUCAUUGUGGUACUUUCUAAUACCUAAAUAAUAUUUGCGUGACGGUACACACAUUCUUACAUUUUGACUUCGUGCAAAGAUGUUUACUUUAUAGAGAGUGUGUUUAUUUUAAAAGUCUUUUCUUUUUUAUUGGCGCAAUCUUUGAAGAGGAGAGAAGUUGUAAUUGAAUACCACUUAUUUCUGCAGCUUUGAUAAAGCGCUUAUGGUGAAGUCGGUUUUUAUUUUUGCUUUGUUUAAAAGUAUGUUUUUGGUGAUUGUAAUAGUUUUUAAACUUUGGUCACAUUCAACAUUUUUUGCAGGGAUGUUUGUGAUGGAGCAUCCUGGGAUUGGGUUAGUUUUUUAAAAUAUAUUUUUAUUUAUUUUAUUUUCUUGUGCAAUAAAUUAUUAACGUUAUGUCCAAUUGUAAUCUGAUUUUUUAUUUAUGUUUGAAUUUAUAUAUUUAGAAGAGUGUUGUAGGUUUUUUUAAUCGAUGAAGUU
This is a messenger RNA of Lymnaea stagnalis (great pond snail), 5057 nucleotides long. NCBI's taxonomy places the organism in Eukaryota, Metazoa, Mollusca, Gastropoda, Lymnaeidae. The record is from the annotation of a GenBank genome assembly.